CUUGUGUCAAGAGCUAAGCUUUUGAGCUGGACAGAGAACCCGACCGUGGCAGUAACUUCUCUACGGAACAUCUGAAGAAUACUCCUAAACCUUGUAUUUCUGAAGGAUUCUGCUUCUCAAGACGUAAACGUCAAAGUUUGCCCAUUCUGGACUUGCAAAUAUACUUGUGUUGUUUAUUUAUUUAGCUAUUAAAUCAUUAGCUAGCUAGGCAAAGUCUACGUUUUCUCUCAACUGGACACAUCAAGGAUAAUAUCGGUUGCAAUGCAAGUCGUUUAAUUUCAGAAACUACUCAAGCAAAGGAUAUCUCUGGUGAUCAUCUAUUUCACUUAUGCAUUUUGCACAUGAACUAAAUAGUAUUUUUAUGAAAUUCUUCGGACAUUUGUCAAACUAGCUACGAAUUGUGAGACAUCGCUUCCACGUCGUAUCGGAAACUCCAACUCCUUUCAUUCACUGUUGUGAAUACAGUUUUCUGGAAUAUUUGAGUUUUGCUAGUAGCUAAACGUAUUUUAAUUUGAACACAGUCGUUAUUUAAAUUUACUAAAAUGAUGCGGCUGCCCAAAGGCGUUUCUCCUGCGUCUGGCCGAGGUGCUGUAGGAGGAGGACUGUCGUGUUCACAGAAUAAAGUUUUGUCUGGAGUGAAAACAGAAUUCUUCAGCACCGGGUUAUGCAGUUCACCGAUGAACUCGGUACCGGCAGGAUACUUCACCCAAAUCUGCAACACGACAGCGGCCGAACAAAGGGUGAACUGCCUCUAUGCAACUCCCCAUGGACCUGAAGCUAAACCCAUCAGAUCAUCCUCCGGCAGACUCCCGGCCAAGAGGAAGCUGGACCUGGAGGACCCUCUCUACCUCCCAGACUUCAGGACCCCCAAAGGAAAGGGGGUUGUGGCCACAGCCAGAAUCCCUAGUCCCAAAACGCCCAAGUCCCCCGGUGAGCGGACGCGCUACGACACCUCCCUGGGUCUGCUGACCAAGAAGUUUGUUGGCCUGCUGAGCGAGUCACCUGACGGCGUGCUGGACCUCAACUGGGCCACCGAGGUCCUCGAGGUGCAGAAGAGACGCAUCUAUGACAUCACUAACGUGCUGGAGGGCGUGCAGCUGAUCCGCAAGAAGUCCAAGAACAACAUCCAGUGGAUGGUGGGUGGCGUGUUCGAGGGCUCGGCCAGCAGCGGGGAGAAGUCUCGCGCCCUGAAGAAGGAGCUGGGAGAGCUGGAGAGUGCCGAGAAGGCCCUGGAAGACCUGAUCACGUCCAGCAGCACCCAGCUCAAGGAGUUGACCGAACACGGGGACAACCAGGGACAACUAGGUUACGUCACCUACCAGGACAUCAGGUCUAUAGCCAGCCUGCAGGACCAGACGGUCAUCGCCGUCAAGGCCCCGUCAGAAACCAAGCUGGAGGUGCCUGAGUCCUCGGAGGGCUCCCAACAGAUCUACCUGAAAAGUAAGAACGGGCCCAUUGAGGUGUACCUCUGUUCCGAGGAGGGCCUGGAGGAUGCCAGCCCCGUCAAGAACACCACCACCCCCAGGAAAGACGACCCUCAUCACCCCCUGGGUCACAUUGUCUCCCCCUCCCUCGCCAUGGCACCACCACAGUACACCACUAUGAAACAGGAGCCCCAAUACACUGACGUCAAGCAGGAGCCCAUGGAAGCUGAACUCUCCAGACCUGCACCAGUAUCCCUCCCCAACACCACCAACCCCACCACCCUCCUGGACGUAGAGGGCCUCCUGGGCCUGCCCCCCAGCUUGCUCCAGAUGACCGAGGACCAGCUCCCGGGCCCCGGGUUCACCCCCGACCCCAACACCCCCUUCGUCAGCUUCUCGCCGCACCUCGACCACGACGACUACCUCUGGGGGCUGGAGGAUGGCGAGGGCGUGUCCGACUUCUUCGACACCUACGACCUGGGAGACCUGCUCCAGAGCUGAGGGAGGGAGAGGGCGGAUGUUAUAAUAGCUAGGGCUCAGAAUAUAUAUAAUAUAGGCUAUAACUGGUCAAGGGGAAAACUCCUGUCCCUAUUCAUGAAGGAGUAGUGUCCUCUGUAGAGGUAUGGGGUGAAGGGGAAAUGCUACACUAUGACGCCAUCAACCUUUGCUUUAGCCAUGUCUGUUCCGCGUUAAUGAUUUGUCUAAAAACGGGCCCUUUGUGGCUGUUCAUUUGUAUAUACAUGUGUAUAGUUUUUGAGUUUGGAUUUAGGUUAGUGCCUGGAUUGACACUGGUCUGUGUGUUUUGUGUGCGCUGUGUGUGUCCAGCUUAUGAAGCUCUCAGCGUUGUGGUUUGUGUAUUGGUAUAGUGGACAGUUUGUUGUCCGUCUCGUUUCUAUUCUGUGUGCUGUGUGAAAAAUGCUAUGUGCUGUUUGAAAAUAUAGACACAGCGCAUUUUUUUUUAAUGCAUAUCUGAUGACCAGCAAAAAAAAUCAACUCGGGCAUUUUGGGUUGGGGGUGUUAUUAAUAACUCUCAGGAUUUCUUUGUGACUUCAAAAGUCUAAAUGUUUAUAGUGCGCAUCUUUGGCCAUUAGGGGGCAGCAUUGUAUUAUGUCAGCUGUAAACUUGCCAGCUUUUAGAAGGUUGAAUCACUCACUGUAUGUUUUAAAAACCGAAGUGAAACGGGGAGGUACUACUGAAUGUCGCCAAUAAAGAACACCGAUUUCAUUUGUCCGCUGCAAAACGUAUUCAAAUAUUAUGCCCUACUGAUCACGACCCAGGUACCAAACAUGGAGUCUGUGGCGCUAACGUAACGUGCCGUUUCAACGAGGUGUUUCGGAAGUAUGGUUAGAGUGUAGUUGUCGGGUAUUCCCAAGACAUCUGUUUUACAUUGGGGACCUGACCUGGUCACUACAUCUAGCCUCAAGCUUUAUGGAAGGUCAGGUGGUGAUGUAUUCUGUCUCCCAUGCCAGAAUGUGUCCACAUCUAAUCAUAGAGCACAGGUGUCAAACUCAUUCCCUGGCAAAUCUGCAGGUUUUUUGCUCCUCCCUUGUACUUGAUUGAUGAGUUAAGGUCAUUCGUUAGGAACUCCCCUCACCUGGUUGUCUAGGUCUUAAUUGGACACAAAUUGAAAGGCAACAACUCAAACCAACAGACACUCGGGGGGCCUCCAUGAAACGAGUUUGACACCCCAGUCAUAGAGGUUAGUUAUAGAAGCGGUUCUGGACCCAUAGCCAAAAGACACAGAAGUUGCAUCCCAAAUUGUGCCCUAUACAGCGCACUGCUUUUGACCAGAGGUCAUAGGGGAUAGUGUGCAAUUUUUGGGAUGUAGUCAAGUGUCUUUUUUUUUUUGGUGACCUGAUAUUAUCGAUCGACAUAUUGAUCCCUAGUCUAUAUGUGACUGGCUAGAGUAUCACGCUUUGCUCUUGUGAAUCGGCAGCUAGGUUUCACAUCGGGAAGCUUCUCUAUCACUAUCAUUUGAUAGUGUUUCUGUAGUAUCUAGAAUUCGUAGUAACAAAUGACCUUAUAUUUCCAAGGAAAUUAAUAAUCUAGUAAGGAUGAUAAUACGCCACAACAUCUGGGUGUUUUGACUAGAGGGCAAUUUUAAUUUCCCACUUCUUUUGAAACUAGAUGAAGUCUUUGAUUUAAAUGGUGGAUUGUGUGUUGAAACGCUCGCCAUGCACCCAUAAUAGGGAACAAAGAGCACUUUGUGUCUUUUCCUGUUUUUAUAUAUAUUUUUUUUUAAAUGAAGGCUCGGCCCCACGUGUGUGGUACUUUAAACCUGGGAGAAAGAGCCGAAAUUACACGCCACGGUCAAAUUUCUCCCUCUGUCUUUUAGACUGGGCUGUGUUCGCACCGAACUGAACAAAACACAUCUCAAGAUGUUUUUUGAGCAUGAAUUCCGUGUUGGUGCAUUUUCUGCCUCUUCCCCAAUGCGGGUUAAGUCAAUUGUCCUGUCCUAACAAACUUGAAUAUUUUGUGUGCGUGUGGUUUUAUUUGUUUGUGUGUGUGUGUGUGUGAAGGUUGGGAAAUGGGUGUUUUUUUUAAAGUUGUAGAUUUGUAGACAAUUUUUUAUUUUUUUAAUGUUUUAUUGUGCAUAAUUUUUUUGUAACUGUACAGAAUUGAAUUUGUAUUUAUAAUUCCUGAAAUAAUUUGUUUUUAAUACUGACCAUUGUAAAAGAGCAAACGUCUCUGUUUGACAUGCGGCACUUAAUAUUUUGUAUUAUUGUGGUUGGUUUGAAAAGAGUAAAGUAUUAAAGCCAUGGUGUAAA
This is a messenger RNA of Oncorhynchus nerka (sockeye salmon), 4192 nucleotides long. RefSeq names its product transcription factor E2F2-like. The transcript is spliced from 6 exons. Gene Ontology annotation, biological process: regulation of transcription by RNA polymerase II. The record is from RefSeq and is a predicted model, not a curated record. Gene Ontology annotation, cellular component: RNA polymerase II transcription regulator complex. Gene Ontology annotation, molecular function: RNA polymerase II cis-regulatory region sequence-specific DNA binding; protein dimerization activity; DNA-binding transcription factor activity, RNA polymerase II-specific. NCBI's taxonomy places the organism in Eukaryota, Metazoa, Chordata, Actinopteri, Salmoniformes, Salmonidae. The coding region runs from base 543 to 1925 and encodes 460 amino acids.